Cheilinus undulatus (humphead wrasse) is the source of this 6823-nucleotide messenger RNA. It is a transcript of the gene zbtb41, whose product is annotated as zinc finger and BTB domain containing 41. Bases 212 to 2962 code for a protein of 916 amino acids. NCBI's taxonomy places the organism in Eukaryota, Metazoa, Chordata, Actinopteri, Labriformes, Labridae. Gene Ontology annotation, molecular function: protein binding. The transcript is spliced from 11 exons. The record is from RefSeq and is a predicted model, not a curated record.
UGAAGCUGAAGCAGCCAAUGGGCGGACGGUUUGUUACGGUGUCGGACAUUUCUGGUAGGGUGUUGAGGAGGGGCGUAGCGAAAAUCUAGGAAAUUAUUGUUUAUUCGUCUACAUUGCAUAUUUGUAAUGUCAGCAGGAGCGAAGAGUGUGUUUUUAAACAUGACAUGUAUCUGAAAGGUGUAAUUUAUGGUGGCCAAAAAGACGCACACCAAUGAAGAAAAAGCCUUGUAAUCCCCUGCGCUCCAAACGCAGCAGGCAGGUCAGUGCAGACAAUGAGGACACCAUGCUGGCAGCAAACACCCCCCCACCAACCUCUCAAACUCCCCCAGGAUCUACCUCUCAAACCAGACACCUGACUAUGCCACAGCACAGUCACAACCUCCUCAAGUUUCUGAAUGAGGACCGGACACGACAAAGGUUCUGUGAUGUUUCUGUUUCUGUGGGUGGCAUGGUCUACAGUGCCCACAAGGUGGUGUUGGCCCAUGGGAGCAGCUACUUCCAUGCUGAGCUUUCUAAGAACCCUACCAUAGCACAUGUGACCCUGGACCAUGUGGAGGACUCAGUUUUCCAGCAUCUGCUUGGCUUUUUGUACACCUCAGAGUGUGCUGUUGCACAAAGGGAGCUCCCAGCUCUUAUAGAAGCAGCCCGAUUCCUGGAUAUGAUGGAUAUACUGAAGCUGCUUUGUGAGGAAGGGGACAGCAACCCUGUAGGUGUAAACCCGCCACAUGAUGAGAUAAGAGGGUCUCCUGAGGAGGAGAUAUCAUUUAGUGACUCGCCAACAGGUGAAACAGACAUGCAGAGCCCUCCUAGUCAUCAGUUUAGCGGUGAAAACACCCUGCAGGAUGGCUUGGAUGAAACUCUCACUGAUGUACAAAAAAAAUCAACUGAGGCAGAGAAGACUACAAGGAAAUCAGCUAGAAGGAGAAUAACACCUGUCAAGUACCAAAGAGAAAAUAUUGAGUUUAACAACUCAGCUGAAGAACAACAAAAGACUGAAUCUGCAGGAGAGCCAAGUGGAGAGAGCGCAAAAGAGGCAGAGAAGGUGACUGUUGGAAACCAGGCGACACCUAUUCCAGAUUUUAGGGUUGUUAUAGUGGGCGAAGAGGACGGGGAAGAGGAUGGGGACAGUGAGGAUGUAGUUGCUCAGAGGCAAGUUGGCGAGAUUUUCACAGCAGAGAAUAUUUCAAGUCCUCAUGGUUUCGAUGCAGAUGGAGCACAGAACGAGGCCGUCAGAGAGGUCAAGGUUUGUGCGUCGGCUGCCGGAAGCUCUCCUCAGAAAAAGGUGUACCCUGAAGGCCUGGCUCCAGUCAUCAUCCAGACCGCCAGCAAAAAAACUCUCAAGUGUCCUAAAUGUGACAAGACCUUUGACCGAGCAGGGAAAUAUGAAAGUCACACCAGAGUGCACACAGGAGAGAAACCGUUCCAGUGCGACCUUUGUUUCCAGCGUUACUCCACCAAGUCGAACCUGACCGUUCACAAGAAGAAGCACACCAGUGACACUCCCUUGCAGAGGAAGGAGCACAAAUGUCCCUUCUGUAGCAAGCUGCAUGCCACCAAGAAGACCCUCACCCGGCAUGUCAGACGGUUUCAUCCAGACAACAUCCAAGAGUUUCUUACCAAGAGGAAAAGGAAGAGCGAGGGCUGGAAAUGUGCUAUUUGUUUGAAGACUUUCAGCCGCAGGCCUCAUCUGCAGGAGCACAUGAUCCUGCACACACAGGACCGACCUUUUAAAUGUUCCUUCUGUGAUGAAUACUUUAAGUCCAGGUUUGCCAGGCUGAAACACCAAGAAAAGUACCACUUAGGUCCUUUUCCAUGUGAGAUUUGUGGUCGGCAGUUUAACGACACAGGCAACAGGAAGAGGCACAUCGAGUGUACACAUGGAGGCAAAAGGAAGUGGACUUGUUUUGUUUGUGGGAAGUCUGUAAGAGAAAGGACGACGUUGAGAGAGCACAUGAGGAUCCACAGCGGGGAAAAGCCUCACCUUUGUAGUAUCUGUGGCCAGAGUUUCCGACAUGGCAGCUCCUACAGACUCCACCUCCGAGUUCAUCAUGACGACAAGCGCUACGAGUGCGAUGAAUGUGGGAAAACCUUCAUACGGCAUGAUCACCUGACAAAACAUCAGAAAAUACACUCAGGUGAGAAAGCCCACCAAUGUGAAGAGUGUGGAAAGUGCUUCAGACGCCACGACCAUCUGACCGUCCACUACAAAAGCAUCCAUUUAGGAGAGAAAGUUUGGCAAAAGUAUAAAACAGCCGUGCAUCAGUGUGAGGUUUGCAAGAAAGAGUUUAAGGGAAAGUCUAGUCUGGAAAUGCACUUCAGGACCCACUCAGGUGAGAAACCUCACAGAUGUCCCGAGUGUAACCAGACAUUUCGUAUAAAGAAAACGCUGACAAAGCACAUGGUGAUUCACUCAGACGCUCGUCCUUUUAACUGCCCGCACUGCAGCGCCACCUUCAAAAGAAAGGACAAGCUCAAGUACCACGUAGAUCACGUGCACAGCACCCGCUUUACAGAACACCCGAGCAGCAGCAUCAGUGAGGUUAAACUUGUCUCUGUUCCCUUUGAGGAACCGUCUAAGUCAUUCAGCACUGAACCGAAGUCCACACUGAGCACCCCUCCUCCUGCUAAUGUGUGCGUGCCCGUCACUCUCGUUCCUGUCCAGAUGGCAGGGGGAACGCAGGGAAACUUAAACCCUCACAGACCCCCGUCUCUGUCUGCCCAGACUCACAGCAUUGUGAGCAUGCAGGCUCAAGGACAGCAGCAGAAUUCUGGAUACCAGGCAUCCUCAGAUCUGGCCUUCUUAGAGAAGUACACCCUGACCCCGCAGCCGGCUAACAUCGUGCACCCUGUGAGGCCAGAUCAGAUGCUGGACCCCCGGGAGCAGUCCUACUUGGGCACGCUGCUGGGACUGGAUUCAGGAUCAUCUGUGCAGAACAUUUCCAACCCUGACCACUCACACUGAUACUCAUCAGACAAAAACAGAGCAAACUGGGCACAGAUUAGCUUCAUUAGAGGUCAUUUCCAGCAAAAAAUAACAGAAAUAAAAGACAUGAAACUGGAUUUUUGCCAAUAUUUGAUCUGCUGAUAUUAACAACUUCAUAUGAGCCAAUACAGAUAUUGAUACCAUUGCAUUAAUGUAGUUCGGACCUAAAACUUAAGUCUGAUUUUACACUGAAAGAAAAAAAUAUUUGAAUCUACUUAAUUUUAAUGUGUACAUUGUUCCCACACAAUCAAAAUGUGUAGAUCUGACAUCCCUUUCCUCUUUAUCCCAAUCUAACUAUUACUCUUUAGACCAAAAUGUUUCCAUCGAAUUAGACUGUUUAAAAGAAUCAUGUUGAAUCAACGUAUUAUUUUCAAAUUACUAUUACUCCAAUCAGUUGUGUAAUUGUGUACAGAAGAUGCAGUGGAUACCAAAUACACAUUGUUAUUUUGCUACAACUAUGCUUUUAAAAGCAUCUUCAGGACAGAUUAAUGACUGCAUAGACAUUCAUAAACCCAAUAUAAACUUCUCUUCACAGUAGAUUAAGUGCAUACAGAAACUAAAUUUGUUUCAAACUGUGCAUCACUAGUAGCAAUAACAAAACUAGUGCAGAGUAAUAUUGUGGCAAGCUGUGGUGAGGAUUGGCUCACAGACAGACUGAAUGAGUUCUACAAGCCCUCAUGCAGUGAGCAUGAGCAGCUAUUAUUUAUUUAUAACAUGGAUACACAUAUACAGACAGGGCAGUCUGCACCAUUAACCCCCUCACUCAUGGUGUGCCACUUGGAAAGAACACCCUCCCCCAAAAACAUGAACCAACAAACAAAACAUGCACAAUUACAACCCCACAAUGACACACGAACAUUAUAGAACAUCAGAAGAGUGAAUUCCCUUGCACAAAACAAUCUCAGCAGUCCCUGCUCCAGGCUUCCUGGAUCGCCACAAUAUUUGUAUUUACUUACUUUUUCAGUUAUUCCGUUUGGAAAGGGAGCUUGUGUGAUUCCAGAAUGCGUGCCCCUUUAUUUACCACAACCCACCAUGCAGAAUUGUCCAAUGGCACGUCCUGGCAGUCACUGAAUUGGCUAUGUCAUUUCCGGUGUUGAUCAAACUCGUUUAUAUUACUUUUCUGUUUUUAGAUUAAAUCACUUUCAGUCAACUCAAAACAAAUAUGUAAAUUAUACAUUCUUAUUUAACAUGCUACAUCUAUUUGAUUAAACUAUGUUUACAUAAGGAAUGUGAUUUAUUGUGUUACAUAAACUCAUUUAAUCUUAGUAAAUUCAAAGACCUGCCAAUUGCCUUUCUUUCAGUGUACAGCAGAGACAAAACUACACAAAUGCACUUAUUUAACUUGGAAACGUUGAGUUAAACUAAUUAAAUGUUCAUCCAUGAAUUUGCAUGAAUUUAAGAUCAUAUUGCCCCCGACAUAAAAACUAUUUUUGGUAUUUUAAGAAGAAAAAAUGUGGCCUUUAUCUUUUAUAACUGAAGAAAAACCACAGACAGUUUCAGCUUAAAUCUAAAAUAUAAGCUGAAAGAAAAAUGUGCAAGAACACAGUUUUACUAACAAACACAGCUGCUCUUUCAUUGUACAAAAUGGGUAUUUCCGUUUUCCCAAAGCCUGAUGAUCUAACAGUACACAGGCACAGAAAAAUUUGGAUGGUGACACAAUUUUCAUCAUUCAGGCUUCGCAUGAUGCCACAUUAGAUCUGAAAUGAAACAACUGCAAUGCAUUUGAAGUGCAGACUUAUAGGUUUAAUACAAGGGGUUGAACAAAAAUACCCUAUGAAACAAUUUUUAUACUAAGUCUCCUCAUUUCAGGGGCUCAAAAGUAAUUGGACGAAUUAACAUUACCCUUAAUGAAAUAUUCACUUUUUAUACUUUCUGGGAAUCUUUUGCAGGCAAUGACUGCCUGAAGUCGGGAACCCAUGGACAUCACCAAACGCUGGGUUUCCUUCUUUGUGAUGCUUUGCCAGGCCUUUACUGCAGCUGUCUUCGGUUGUUGCUUGUUUGUGGGUCUUUCUGUCUUAUGCAAAGAAAUGCAGGCUCAAUCGGGUUGAGAUCUGGUGUUUGAUUUGGCCAUUGCAGAAUAUUUCACUUUUUGCCUCCAAAACUCCUGGGUUGAUUUUGCUGUAUGUUUUGGGUAAUCGUCCAAUCAACUUUGCUGCACUUGGCUGAGUCUUAGCCGACAGUAUAUCCCUAUACACUUCCGAAUUCACACGGCUGCUUCUGUCUUCUGUCAGAUCAUUAAUAAACACUAGUGACCCAGUGCUAUUGGAAGCCAUGCAUGACCAUGCCAUCACUCUGCCUUUGCCAUGUUUUACAGAAGACGUGGUGUGCUCUGGAUCAUGAGCCGUUCCAAGCCUUCUCCAUACUUUCUUCUUCCCAUCAUUCUGGUACGGGUUUAUCUUGGUUUCAUCUGUCCAAAGAAUGCUUUUCCAGUACUGGAAUGGCUUCUUUAGAUGUUUUUGGCAAAGUCUACUCUGGCUUUUCUCUUUUUGAGGCUGAUUAAUGGUUUGCACCUUAUAGUAACCCAUGUGUAUUUUCAUGAAGUCUUGUCUGUAUGGUAGACUCAGAUACUGAUAUUUCCAGGAGUGUUCUUCACUUGGGUGGAUGUUUUGAAGGGGUUUUCCUUCCCCAUGAAUAGGAUCCUGCAAUCAUCCACCACUGGUGUCUUCUGUGGACAUCCAGACAUUUUUGAGUUCCCAAGCAGAAUGAACCAAACUGUUAAUUUGGCCUCUCCUACAUUUACACUAUCUUGCUGAUGGGUUUCUCCUGGAUUUUUUUCAGCCUAAGGGUCUGUUUCACUUCCAUUGCGACCUCCUUUGAUUACAUGUUGUGGAUUCACAGCAACAGCUUCCAAAUGCAAAUGCCACACCUGGAAUCAACUCAACAUUUUACAGGCAGGGAAUAGCCCAUGCAGCCCAUUUAAAAGCUGGAGUCCAUUGCUCAAUUACCUUUGGUUCCUUGAAAAAGAGGCGGCUGCAGAUUAAAGAGCUGUAAUUCCAAAUCCUUCCUCCAAUUGGGAUGAUACCCUCAUAUUAAACCUGAGAGUCUGCACUUUAAGCCCAUAUUGAUUACAUAACUGUGUCAGUGUCCACAUAUAUAUGGACCUGGCUGUAAAUAUCAUGAAAAUGGGUUUUGUUUUCAGCCUCAGCUGUGUCUCUGGUUCUCAUUGGUGUUUUGGGUUUUUUAAGAGAAACAGAAUGAGUUUUGUUUUAUAUUUGCCUUUUAUAAAGUGCUUUUAAAAAGUGAAAGCAAUUAGUUUUAAACAUUAAUUAAUUUAAGUAAUUUAGGACUAUUUUGUUUUCUUGUUUAAUUCUUGGAAUUAUGUCUAUUAAAAGAUUGAGCAGAUACAGGUUUAAAAAUUAUGAAACAUCACUGAUUGAAAUGUGUUUGAAUAAGCAGUUCAUUGGUUAAUUAAAUUAAAAUGUAUCAAUAAAAAAAUAAAAGUUGACUGUUUCUACAUCAGCUCACUGAAAAGUUUUGGGUUUGUAAUGAUUUUAAUCAUCAAGGAAAAGAUUAAAAUCCAUAAUUAAGAGAACAUCCAUUCAAUGUAAGAGGUUGCAGUGUGUGUAUUAAGUAAUUUAAAAGUAAAAGUUAAUUAUACGUUUUUGUUAAAAGAGUUGCAGAAACAGGCAACUGUAAAGACUGAAACGUGAGAAAGGAAUGGUUUCAUCUUGAGGUUGUUUUGAAAAUGAAUCUUUAUUUUUUAUUUGCACAGUUAUUGCUGCAUAGAUUUACUACCACACAGUUCGAAACCGCUCUCUUUUAAAACAGCAUUAAUGACCAAUAAAUUCAGUUCAAAAAAACAUUGUUUAUAUACUGAUGAUGUGACCCUGCCAAGAUCUC